Cynocephalus volans (Philippine flying lemur) is the source of this 249-nucleotide messenger RNA. It is a transcript of the gene CCDC179, whose product is annotated as coiled-coil domain containing 179. The transcript is spliced from 4 exons. NCBI's taxonomy places the organism in Eukaryota, Metazoa, Chordata, Mammalia, Dermoptera, Cynocephalidae. The record is from RefSeq and is a predicted model, not a curated record. The coding region runs from base 1 to 249 and encodes 82 amino acids.
AUGUGCCUGUACUGUUGGGGAGACGAAGCUGUCCAAGUACACCCCGAAGGACCUAGACAGCAUCAUCCUUCAGAGGUCACGGAGAAGCAGACUGCAGAUAAACGUAUUCAGUAUUUGCAAAAUCUAAGGAAAGAGAAGAGGAAAUUAAGUAAACGGUUUGCAAGGCCUUCUCCUGUUCCAGAACCCGGUCUCCUAGUCUAUGAUCCAUUUUGUACUAAUGCUAAUGAACGAUAUAAGGUCAGUGUCUAG